This is a messenger RNA of Colletotrichum destructivum, 1963 nucleotides long. Its product is annotated as Putative major facilitator superfamily, MFS transporter superfamily. Lineage: Eukaryota; Fungi; Ascomycota; Sordariomycetes; Glomerellales; Glomerellaceae. Gene Ontology annotation, molecular function: transmembrane transporter activity. The coding region runs from base 358 to 1833 and encodes 491 amino acids. Gene Ontology annotation, cellular component: membrane. Gene Ontology annotation, biological process: transmembrane transport. The record is from RefSeq and is a predicted model, not a curated record. The transcript has 3 exons.
GAAGACGCCAGCCAAGGAGUAGUUCUCCGCAUGUGUCCCCCGCGAUGUUACGUCUGAUGCCGGGAACCAAUGUGCCGCAUGCGUGCCAGUAACGCAGCUUGGCAAGAGAUAGCACAGGAGCAGGCCCGCUGGUUACUGUCGCCUCCUCUCCAUCAUGUCGCAUGUUUGAUCGAGGAUAAAGAGGCAUGUUCCCCGUCCUGAUUCUUGACGUGCCGGGUUGGCAAACAAUUUUGAGCUACGAUAAUUUUACGUAGAGUCGGAAGCGACCGUUGAGAGCUCGGUAGUUAUUGAACUAAACCGAAAUUGUCCUUGAAAGGUGGUUCACGAAACCCCAAGGAAAGACACCCGCACUCAGCCAUGACUGCGAUCACAACGUCCGGUGAUGCCUCCGGCGGCGCCACGGAAAAGGGACUCGGGAGCGACUUUGACCGCGCCGAGUCCAACAACGGGACGCUGGCGAUAGAAUCGCUAGACGCCGCAGCAGAGCAAAAGCUCCUCCUCAAGCUCGACGCGUACUUUGUCCCGAUCAUCAUGGUUGUCUACCUCACCUGCUUCCUCGACCGCACCAACAUCGGCAAUGUCCGGGUCGCCGGCAUGCCCGAGGACAUCGGUGCCUCGACGCAAGAGUUCUCGACGGCCAUCUCCAUUUUUUACGCGACCUACGUCGCCUUCGAGCCGCCUUGGACCGUCAUGAUGAAGCGCAUUACCCCGCGCGUCCUCCUGACCGGCCUGUGUAUCGUCUGGUCGCUCUCGACCGUCUUCUCGGGCUUCAUCCACAACAUCGAGGGCCUCUACGCCGUGCGCCUCGUCCUCGGCGCCUGCGAGGCCGGCCUGUUCCCGGCCCUGAACCUGUACCUGACCAUGGUUUACAAGCGUGAGGAGCAGGCCAAGAGGGUGUCGUACCUGUUCGUGUGCUCGGCCAUCGCGGGCGCCUUUGGGGGUUUGCUCGCGUACGCGCUGCUGAAGAUGGACGGCAUCGCUGGCUACGCCGGAUGGAGAUGGGUUUUCAUCAUUGAAGGAGUUGUCAGCAUCCUCAUCGCGCCGAUUCUCUGGUUCGGGUUGCCCAACGACCCGUCCGAGGCGUACUUCCUGACCGAUGAGGAGAAGAGGAUGAUGAAGAUUAGGGCUGCGCAGCGUGCCCAAUACAUGGGCAGCGACGAGUUCAGCUGGGAGGAGAUCAAGAUCGAGCUCCGCGACCCGAAGCUUUACUUGAGCGGUGCCAUCCAGUUCUGCCAGGACAUCCUGCUCUACGGCUUCAGCACUUUCCUGCCCUCUAUCAUCGUCAGCAUGGGUCGGACGAGCAUGGAGGCGCAGUACCUCAGCAUCCCCGUCUUCCUCUUCGGCGCCGUCGCCUUCCUGUCCAUGGCCUACGUGUCGGACCGCAUGCUCGUUCGCGGGCCGCUCGUCUUCCUGGCCAACAUCCCCGGCAUCGUCGGCUACAUUCUCAUCAUCUGUCCGACGAGCGGCGGUGUCAAGUUCUUCGGCACCUUCCUGUGCGCUGUCGCCGUCUACAACGGGCCGGGGCUCAACCUGACGUGGCUCAACGUCAAUGUCGCGCCGCAAUACCGCCGCGCCACGGCCAUUGGAAUGCAGCAGGCCAUCGGCAACUGCGCGGGCAUCGUCGCGGGCCAGAUCUACCGCGAGGCGCCGUACCUGCUGGGGAACGCCAUCUCCGUCGGGGCGCUGGGCGUCGCGCAGCUGCUGGUGGUGGGCAAGUGGUUCUAUAUCCGCCACUGCAACGAGAUGAAGAGGAAGAUUGCGAGCGGCGAGAUGGAGGAUAAGAGGAAGGUCAAGACCGGCGACUGGGAGUUGGACUUCCACUACCACCUGUAGAGGAGCUAUAUCGUCGGGCUGGGUCGUUUUUUUGCAGUUCAGUUUUGUCUUGGACAACCAAUCGAGAGUCUCACAAUGUCUAGAACCCUCGUCCCUAUUGCACUUCGCACCUGACACCAUCCAUCUCAAU